GUGUUGCAAGACGUUUUGCCAUUCGUUUGAGGUGGUGGUUGUGUCGGAUCCUGAACCGGUGUCGAAGGUGUUUGAUCUUUCCACGAAUGUGCCUGGGUGUUUUCACCGCAAAAGCAAAUUGUCACCCAACUUCAGCAAGAGUCGUCCUUUCAAGAUUAACCCGUUCUUGCGCUUUAUGACCUCUUUCCGGAACUUUGAUACGGUAUCUGUGGAAACGGAUCGGAGUGCUACGCCCAAAGUAACAACCAGCAUCGCACCCAAUAGUAAGAGGUUGAAAUGAACGGCUGGGUAGUGACAGGGGUGAACAAGGCCCACAACAAUAUAGGCAUCGUCUACCGGGAUUCCACACAGGCGGACUUCGAACUCUCCGAAGUCCACAACUCUUCGAGGAGAAGCAGCGGCGCGAGCACCCAAUUUGACACAGGGGAAUCAUUCUUUCUUGACGAAACCAGGAAGACUCGUCGCGAUGUGGACGAUGUUUUUCUUUUUGACAACUCUGCACUGAAGUCCGUGCCAGACACGAGGGCACACACGGGGCCUUCUUUUGACAAGACACUACUGUUGCUGGACCAGUCAGUCCCAACUAGCCAUGUCAGAACAACCAACCCCCAGGACCUUUCGCCAACCACUGCUCUGGAGAUGUGGGAACGCAACGAAACUUUUCAGGACCUCACACAGCUCAUAGCAGAGGAACGAACAUCGAGUUCAAGUACCCCCUGCUACUUAACAGACACUGUGGCCGAAAGUGGUUCCACUGGAAACAUGUCAACUAGUCCAACAUGGGUGCCUGGGCAUCCAACAAAGAGGCCAUAUGAUCCAAGUAUGGCUGGUCCAUCCUCUUCUGGUCUUCCUGCAAAGAUGUGCUGCGUGGAUGAUGCUGUUCCUUCUCCUCCGAGGGUGGAACAGUACUCCAAGAUGCGUGUCCGUAACAACGAGGCCUCAAAGCGAUCGCGGAUGACCCGCAAGGAAAAGGAGCAAGAGAUGGAGAAGAAAUGUCAGGAGCUUGAACAGGACAACCAAAUGCUUCGGAUCAAAGCGAAGAAUUUGGAAGAACUCAUAGAUACGCUCAAGAAACAGCUCAUCACUGCCAUUGUCAAAAAGUGAGGUGCAGGCUGCCUCAUUGGAGAUCUAUUUGAGCAUUCAGGUCUGCAUCAGCGUCCACUGUGUUGAUUAAACACUUCUCACAACAGUGAAGGGCAUGCCGGAUCAACACCCUGCACCGUUUGUUACAGCGGAUCCCUGCCUGUGCAGUGGCUGGGUGGCUUCAUAAGUGUAGCCUAGUUCCUGCCCUAUCAAUCAGGUGCCUCUUGAAACAUUCUCAUUGCACUUAAGGGAACGGUCACAUCCGUUCCAGUCUGUUUCAGAGGUGGGCGUUCGGAUGCAACUGUCCCUUUAAAAGAAUGAGAGAACUGUGGAUCAUCUGUGUUGUUGCUCCAAAUUUGAAUGUGUGAGUGCAAUUUUUUUUUUUUUUUUUUCUCUUUACACUUGUUUCUUCAGAAUAUAUCUUUAGAGAGAGUCUAUCGUGACCUUGUUGGGAGUGCAAUCGGCCUCACCUAGUGGAAUUGUGAUAGUUUUUUUUUUUUAGUUUAGUUUGUACAGCUUCCGUUAUCUGGGAGGCCCACUAGAAGAAUAGAGUUAGGGCCUCGCUGCUGUCUUUUUAAUGAAGCCAAGCAUUACUGUGUGAUCAUCCCAUAAAAGCCUCUCUUGUUCCGUAUCGUAGGCAGCGGCAGCUUAAUGCAAGGCACAGUGAAUUCACAGAUCAUUCAACCAUCAUGUGGGGUUGCUAAUCACUUCCCGAAUUGACUGCUGGGCAGCUUCAUGUCAUUACUUUUCUACCCCUGUGCCAAUACACUGUGAAUGUUAUAUAUCCCAUGUGCCUCUUGUAUAUAGAGUUUACAAAUAAAUCGGAAGCUAAGCAUUGUUU
This is a messenger RNA of Ornithodoros turicata, 1924 nucleotides long. RefSeq lists its product as uncharacterized. The coding region runs from base 277 to 1104 and encodes 275 amino acids. Gene Ontology annotation, molecular function: DNA-binding transcription factor activity, RNA polymerase II-specific; RNA polymerase II cis-regulatory region sequence-specific DNA binding. Lineage: Eukaryota; Metazoa; Arthropoda; Arachnida; Ixodida; Argasidae. The record is from RefSeq and is a predicted model, not a curated record. The transcript is spliced from 4 exons. Gene Ontology annotation, biological process: DNA-templated transcription; regulation of transcription by RNA polymerase II.